CUGACGGGGCCCCGCACACAUAAAGGUGGAGUGACGUCAGAGGAGGCUCCAGUCAGUAGAAAGACAGCACCCCGUCCUCCCAGCGCGCUGCUGCUGUUGGCCCCCUGCGCGUCCCAGGAGCUUCCGUCGUCCGUUCCAUUGCCCUGCUCUUUUCGGGACUAACCAUGGGGGGACUGGAUGCGCUUCGGCAGUUUAGUUUGAUCAAAUGGCUCCGAGAGGAGAGACAGUCCAGGAAACUGAGUCUCUUCAUUGUUUUCGUCGCUCUUCUCUUGGAUAACAUGCUGCUGACUGUAGUCGUUCCCAUCAUCCCCAGCUACCUGUACAAUCUGGAUGAGUCAACAGACGUAGUGUUGAAGAACAUCACUGCGUCCCAGCCGGCAGCUCCAGGAACCUUCCACAGCAUUGUGUCCUUAUACGACAACACUGUGAGGUCUGCAGGUUUCAACGCCACAGCCUGGUCCCCGGACCUGGUUCCUACGGCCACUGCUGCCACAGAGCUGCCACACAACUCCUCUGACUGCCCCCAGUCUGCCAGCAGGCUGCUCAGUGAGAACGUCAAAGUAGGACUGCUGUUCGCCUCCAAGGCCACCGUACAGCUGAUUACCAACCCCUUCAUAGGCCUACUCACAAACAGAAUUGGAUACCAGCUUCCUCUAUUUGCUGGCUUCUGUAUCAUGUUCCUCUCUACAAUCAUGUUUGCCUUCUCAUCGAGCUACGCUCUGCUGUUUGUGGCCAGAUCCCUGCAGGGUGUGGGCUCGUCCUGCUCCUCUGUUGCUGGGAUGGGAAUGCUCGCGAGUGUGUAUACAGACGAUGAGGAGAGAGGCCGCGCCAUAGGAAUCGCCCUGGGGGGGCUGGCAUUGGGAGUGUUAGUGGGACCCCCCUUCGGCAGUGUGAUGUAUGAGUUUGUUGGGAAGACGGCUCCUUUCCUUAUUCUGGCGUUCCUGGCUUUGUUUGAUGGAGCUCUGCAGCUCUUUGUUCUUCAGCCCACCAAGGUGGAACCUGAGAGUCAGAAGGGGACCCCGCUGUUGACGCUGAUGAAGGAUCCAUACAUUCUGAUCGCAGCCGGUGCCAUUUGUUUUGGAAAUAUGGCCAUUGCCGUGUUGGAGCCAACGCUGCCGAUCUGGAUGAUGGAGACCAUGUGUUCCAGUGAAUGGCAGUUAGGCGUGGCUUUCUUACCAGCGUCCAUCUCCUACCUUAUUGGAACCUACAUCUUCGGCACGUUGGCGCACAAGAUGGGAAGAUGGCUUUGUGCUCUCAUUGGAAUAGUGCUGGUUGGAGUCAGUGUAAUCUGUGUUCCAUUUGCCAAAAACAUCUAUGGUCUGAUUGUUCCCAACUUUGGUGUGGGUUUUGCUCUUGGCAUGGUGGACUCGUCUAUGAUGCCUAUCAUGGGUGACCUGGUGGACCUGCGCCAUGUGUCUGUUUAUGGAAGUGUGUAUGCCAUUGCUGAUGUGGCUUUAUGCUUAGGAUUUGCUUUAGGUCCAUCCAUCGGAGGACCAAUAGCUGAGAGUAUUGGCUUCCCCUGGCUGAUGACCAUCAUUGGAAUAGUGGAUAUUAUUUUUGCUCCUCUUUGCAUCUUCCUCAGGAGUCCACCGGGACAAGAAGAGAAAAUUACUUUAUUGGAGGGAGAAAAACCAUGAAUAACCAUCACUGGACAUCAGUCGGCUGCAUGCGUGUCUCCAUCGGCCUUCGUGUCCAUUUGUUUGUCCCCAUGCAGCGUCUGCCAGCCUGCUCCACCUCUCUCAUUGCAUUCUGUCUGGAUUCACCACCAUGUGUUCAUCUUUUCGGUCAUUUUACCUCCAUCAGUGUUUGCCUCUUUUAACUUUUUACCAGGGAUGCGCCGUCAGUUGCAUUGGGAUAGGCCCGAUUCUGACCCUAUUGAGUAAAUUAAGGAUUUAUCCACAUUAAAUACUUUAUGGGGGCAUAUCAUGAAAACAUGUCAUUUAACAAGCCAUUCAGAUUUGGCUUCUCUUCAAUUGUCACAUGCAGGCUCAUUAGAAUACUCCCUUAAGUUGCUCUCAAAUUUUUUCAUUAAUGUGCCCAUUUUAAAAUACUUUUUUAGUCAGGAAGCUCCUGAGCAGCACAACCCAUUUCAUGCAGACAUGACAGUGGUGAAGCAUCAGUUUAACGCUAAUUCAAAGGUUUAGAAUCCAUCUCUUCAUCACUAUUAUGGAACAAUUAUUUUAGGAAUUAUGCAUGCCCAAUAUUUACUUUUUAUUAAUUUUUUUGUUUGUCACACGAGUUUAAGCAGCCUGGCGCUGUUAACCGUGGGGGGGGGGGUCAAAGGUUAUACUGAGAGGCGACCCAAAGGACACGCCUCUAUGUUGUCGUUUAGAACGACAGACUUCUCUGGGUUUGAACAUCUUUGGAAACAUUUGGGAUAAUGUAAGUACACAACUCAACAAAAUAUAUAACAUAGUCAUUUUGUAUUAUAUAUUUACAUAUAUAUCUAAGUAAAGGGACAAUCAGGGUAUAUUAUGUCUGUAUAUUUAAUGUUCUGACUAAUAAAAACCAAUUGUUUCUAGCAAAAUAGUGUUCUUGGUGGAGUAGGAAAGCCACUAUUUUUCAUAGGCAGUCAUGCUCAUUUGUAGCAUUAUAAUUGAAUCAUAUUGCAUUCUCUGCUCUCUGUCUCUCAUAUGGGAGGACACAUGUUUACUAAAAUACCAAUAUGGUCGCUGGUUGCCUCCUGUUCUCAGAGAUGCUACGUACACUGCACUAAUCCAUACAGCUUCUUUCUUCUUAAUGUUAAACAGCUUUAUUGUUGGUAUUUGUUUCUGUAUUUAUUGUUUCAUAUUAAUGUUUCAAAUUGGUAUGGACCAACCACAAAGGCAAAUUCCUUGUAAGUGUUACUUCUGAUUCCGACUAAAUACCUGACAACACAGACUCUUUCCACCAAUCACCUUCUCUGUUUGGGCCACUGAUGAGUAGAAGCAGGAGUGGCUUGUGGCCUGGGGGUAAAAUGUUUGCCCCACAACCACAGGACAUCAGGACACUUUGACAUUUCUGUCCCGGGGCUGACUGGGACAAAGAUCCAGCCCUGGCACUGUAGCCAGACCAGCCCACAUUACCACGGCCAUGCAGCCCCACCCACGGACAUGUGCAUCCACUAAUUACAUUUGUGUACAGAUGAUGAAAUAAUAUUAGCAGUACCUUAUGUAACAGAUUUUAAAACAUUUAAUGUAAGUAACUGUUAAACAAUGCUUCCUACUUUUUAUAACAAAUUGUGGACACCGGACCUAUUGUCUGUCUGCACCCCCAUCUCUAA
Etheostoma spectabile (orangethroat darter) is the source of this 3262-nucleotide messenger RNA. RefSeq names its product synaptic vesicular amine transporter. NCBI's taxonomy places the organism in Eukaryota, Metazoa, Chordata, Actinopteri, Perciformes, Percidae. Gene Ontology annotation, biological process: transmembrane transport; xenobiotic transport; aminergic neurotransmitter loading into synaptic vesicle. The transcript is spliced from 16 exons. Gene Ontology annotation, molecular function: serotonin:sodium:chloride symporter activity; xenobiotic transmembrane transporter activity. The record is from RefSeq and is a predicted model, not a curated record. The coding region runs from base 165 to 1637 and encodes 490 amino acids. Gene Ontology annotation, cellular component: synaptic vesicle membrane; terminal bouton.